AUGAGCCCACAUAAGACGAUACUGAUGGAAAUAGCUAAGGGACUAGGGCGGCCUAUCAAAGUCGAUUUGACAACUUUGAACAUUGAGAGAGCUAGGUUUGCGAGAAUAUGUAUGGAGGUGAAUCUGAAUAAACCGUUAAAAAGAUCAGUGAUGAUUAACGGUGAGAGGUACUUUGUCUCUUAUGAAGGUAUCUCAGCGAUUUGCUCGACAUGUGGUAUGUAUGGACACCUUGUCCACGCAUGUCCAAGAAAUGUGAUAGAACGAACUCUUGUCCCUGUAACUCGAGUAAUCACAAUGCAUGAGAGUACUGAAUCCAUACGUAUGGAAGAGGAAUUUACUCAAGUAAGACAUGCGAGGAAAAAGCCUGAGCAACAGAAACAGAUAGACUCUGGCUCGCGAGGUAUUAAUGGAAGAGCUAUGGUGGGGACCAAGGAACGGGAAGCACAUAAGGGUGGUGCGUUGGAGGAAGUCAGGGUGUCGAAUAGAUUUGGAAGCUUAAAUGAAGAGGGGGAGAAGGAAGAACUAGCGGAGGUUGCUGGGGGAGAUGAUGGGAAUAAGGAGAAUGAGAAUACUGUUAACCUUAAUCCGGGAAGUUCAAGUAAAGUGCAUGGGAAAGCCAUAGCUUUUGCAGCGACUGGGAACAAGGGGACGCAGGCGCCAGUCCGUGUGGGUUUCAAAGAAAAGAAGGCCCUUAACUUGAGAAACCCGAAUUUUCAAAAAAACAAACCAAAGUCUGUUGGGCCUACACGUGGGCUUGUUUAUGGCCCAGCAAGAGGUGAGAUCGAGUUAUCGGUGAGUGGGAAGCGAUUGCGAGUUGAGAAGGAAAGUGUUGGCCGGCCAGGUGGUGCUUUCGCCGGAAGUACAGAGGUUGAAGGUAAUGAGAGAAAAUCCGACCAGGCUCCUGAUCAGGGGAGUGCACAUGCGCAGCUAGCAUUGACGGAGAAUCUUCCCUCUGAUGGAUCAGAACCAUCGGUGGAUCAAGUAGGAGGAGACUCGAAGAGUAUGGAGAGUGGUUGUUUGUGGUUGUUAUGGAGGUCGGAGGUAGGAGAGCUUGAAGUUGUCAAGUCUACAGAUCAGUUUAUCUAUGCAAAGAUUGGAAAUGGGAUAGAGGUGAUCAACUUAAUUGUUGUGUACGCUGCUCCCACACCGAGUCGUCGGAGUGGUCUUUGGGCGUCAUUGGGGGAAGUUGUUCAGAAUGCUACAGGUCCAGUGUUCAUUGGCGGGGAUUUCAAUACAAUUGUGAGAUUGGAUGAAAGAAGUGGGGGAAAUGGGAGAUUGUCGGAGGACUCAAUAAUGUUUGGUGAUUGGAUCAAUGAGAUGUCGUUGAUUGAUAUGGGUUUUUGCGGUAACCAGUUCACAUGGAAGAGAGGAAAAACAACGAGUACCUUUGUUGCUAAACGGUUGGAUAGAGUGCUUUGUUGUGCGCAGUCUAGACUAAAAUGGCAAGAGGCUAAGGUCUCUCACCUACCUUUUAUGGCCUCAGACCACGCACCAUUAUAUCUACAGCUUACGCCUGAAGUAAAAGGGAAUGCGUUAACGCUGCGAAAGUGGAAUAAAGAAGUGUUUGGUAGUGUUCAGAGAAGGAAAGAGACCUUAGUAAUGGAGAUUAAAGAAGUUCAGAAGCAGAUUGAUACUAACUACUCUGAUGAGCUGUUGGUGAAAGAGGGUGACUUACUCAAGGAAUUUGAGAUAGUUCUUGAGCAAGAAGAGCUUAUCUGGUUUCAGAAAUCACGGGAGAAGUGGGUUGCACGUGGAGAUAGAAAUACAAAGUUUUUUCACAUGUCAACAAUUAUAAGGAGGAGACGCAACAGAGUUGACAUGUUGAAGAAUGAUGAAAAUAGAUGGAUAUCAGAUGCUCAUGAACUUGAGGAGCUCGUGAUUACCUAUUUCAAGAAGCUUUACUCUUUGGAGGACGUUGAGACUGACACGCAAAGCUUACCGGCGAGGGGGUUUGUGUGUUUAACAAAUCAAGAAUACACCAACUUGAAUAAGCCUUUUUCUGCAGAGGAAGUGGAGAAAUCGGUAAGAGCCAUGGGAAGUUUUAAGGCACCGGGACCUGAUGGGCUUCAACCUGUGUUUUAUCAAAGAUGUUGGGAGACAGUAGGCGCUUCAGUUGUGAGGUUUGUUCGUCUAUUCUUCGAGACGGGGAAGCUACCGGAGAAUACAAAUGAUGCUCUUGUUGUUCUAAUCCCAAAAGUGAUGAAGCCGGAGAGCAUCACUCAGUUUCGCCCUAUCAGCCUCUGUAAUGUGUUGUUUAAAAUCAUUACGAAAGCUAUGGUGGGCAGAUUGAAGGGCAUGAUGAAUAAGUUGAUUGGCCCUGCUCAGUCAAGCUUUAUUCCGGGAAGAUUGAGUGCAGAUAAUAUUGUAGUGGUUCAGGAAGCUGUACACUCGAUGAGGAAGAAACAAGGUCAGAAAGGUUGGAUGCUUCUGAAACUGGAUUUAGAGAAGGCCUAUGACAGGGUGCGCUGGGACUUUCUGGAGGAUACUUUAAGGGUAGCUGGAUUACCAGAGGCUUGGGUCCGACGGAUUAUGGAAUGUGUUUCUGGUCCUUCAAUGAGUAUCCUGUGGAAUGGAGAGAAGACGGAAUCGUUUAAACCAUUGAGAGGACUUAGACAAGGAGAUCUGCUGUCCCCAUAUUUAUUUGUGUUAUGUAUGGAGCGAUUGUGCCACUUGAUAGAUGAAGCAGUGGAGGAUAAGAAGUGGAAGCCCAUAAGAUUGUCGAGAGGUGGGCCGCAAUUAUCACAUAUAUGCUUUGCUGAUGAUUUAAUUCUCUUUGCGGAGGCAUCAGUGUCGCAAAUUCGAGUUAUAAAAUCAGUGUUGGAGACGUUCUGUAGAGCGUCGGGACAGAAGGUAAGCCUUCCAAAGUCCAAGAUUUUCUUUUCUCAGAAUGUGGCUAGAGAACGAGGGGAGCAGAUAAGCCGAGAGGGUGGUAUUGCAUCAACAAGGGAGUUGGAAAAAUACUUGGGGAUGCCAAUCCUACAGAAAAGAAUAAAUAAGGACACUUUCGGGGAGGUUCUCCAGAAAGUUGCUUCAAGGUUAGCAGGCUGGAAGAAGCAAACUCUAAGUCUUGCUGGAAGGGUAACUUUAACUAAGGCGGUGCUAUCAUCAAUACCGGUACAUCAGAUGAGUACAAUUUACUUGCCUGCUAGUACACUUGAGAAAUUGGAUAGUCUAUCAAGGAACUUUGUGUGGGGUGGAGGUCAACACUUGGUUGCUUGGGACAAGAUAUGUAGACCGAAAACUGAUGGUGGUCUCGGGAUAAGAAAGUCGAGAGAGAUGAACAAAGCUUUGGUGGCAAAAGUGGGAUGGCGUUUGUUAAAUGACAAUAACAGUUUAUGGGCUAGAGUGCUUCGAAAGAAGUACGUAGUGGGGAAUAUUCAUGACUCAACGUGGAGGACAGUGGGUAAAAAUGUUUCAUCUACGUGGAGGAGUGUGGCUAUGGGGAUCAGAGAAGUGGUUUCUGCCGGGCAUAGUUGGGUUAUUGGUAAUGGGAGAGGAAUCCGAUUUUGGAAGGACAGAUGGCUGGCGGGUCAAACACUGAUGUCUGUUGUAAUUGCUGACUUACCGGAGAACUACGAGAGUAUCACUGCUAGAGAUUUAUGGGUAGAAGGAAGGGGUUGGGACUUUACGAGAAUCACUCCCUUUGUCACUGAAGAGACACGACUCGAGCUUUUAGCAGUUGUGGUGAAUACUGCAACGGGAGGUCAGGACCGUUUGUCUUGGGGGGAGACACCGACGGGACAGUUUACAGUAAAAUCAGCAUAUGAUCUGAUCUCAAGAGAUGAUGCUCCUAGGGCGAAUAUGGGGAGUUUCUUUUGUAGUAUGUGGCGUGUGGUAGCACCAGAAAGAGUAAAAUUGUUCCUCUGGUUAGUCGGGAGUCAUGCAAUAAUGACGAAUGCAGAGAGAUACAGACGACAUCUCAGCGGGACUGAUGUGUGCCAGGUAUGUAGAGGAGGAGUUGAAACGAUUUUACAUGUUCUUAGAGAUUGCCCAGCAAUGGAAGGAAUAUGGAAUAAACUUGUACCAAGAACGAAGAGAGACGCUUUCUUCUCGAUGCCUUUGUUUGAAUGGCUAUACAGGAAUCUUAGUGAUAAUAAGGCAGGGGAGGCGAUUCCUUGGGCUACGAUGUUUGCGGUAUCGGUUUGGUGGGGUUGGAAAUGGAGAUGUGGUAAUGUCUUCGGAGAGAAUAGAUUGUGGAGAGACAGAGUACAAUUUUUAAUAAACCUGGCCAAGGAAGUGAUGCUGGUAAAAGAGGUGGAGAAAGGGCACAUAGUUAUUGGGCAACGCAUAGAAGUAAUGAUAGGAUGGAUACCUCCGCGGGUAGGCUGGAUGAAACUAAAUACCGAUGGAGCAUCUCAUGGAAAUCCGGGGCAGGCAUCUGCAGGAGGAGUGAUACGAAAUGGUGAUGGUGAAUGGUGUGGUGGUUUCACACUCAACAUAGGAAGGUGCUCUGCUCCGUUGGCGGAGCUUUGGGGAGUUUAUUAUGGUCAGCUGGUUGCUUGGAAAAAAAGUUUUAGGAGGUUGGAGUUGGAGGUGGAUUCUAAAAUGGUGGUGGAGUUUUUAACGACAGGAAUUGGGGAUGCUCAUUCACUGUCUUUCCUGGUGCGACUGUGCCAUGGCUUUUUGAUAAGGGACUGGUUGGUCCAUAUUGUUCACGUGUAUAAGGAAGCAAACCGCUUAGCUGAUGGUCUGGCUAACCUUGCAUUUUCUCUUCCUCUUGGUUUUCAUAGUUUUGAUGUUGCACCUAUGGAUGUUGUUACUCUAUUGAGAGAGGAUGUUGAUGGUCCCUUACGGCCACGACAGACUCGUUUGUAG
Messenger RNA from Raphanus sativus (radish), 4815 nucleotides. RefSeq lists its product as uncharacterized. Lineage: Eukaryota; Viridiplantae; Streptophyta; Magnoliopsida; Brassicales; Brassicaceae. Gene Ontology annotation, molecular function: RNA-DNA hybrid ribonuclease activity; nucleic acid binding. The record is from RefSeq and is a predicted model, not a curated record.